AUGGAUACCACUACAAACCAUUUCGGCGCUGCCGUCUUCUGGCUCUACAUCGUCGCCGCAUUGGCCUUUACCUCGAUCGUGAUCGACACCAUCGUCCGACUGCCAGCCCCAUCACAUGCCGCGUUUCGAAAGCGGCAUGUCGCGGCCUUCACGAUCCUCGCGUCGGUGAGCUUCGCCACGCUCUCGUUCAACAUGCUCCACAUACUCGUGCAGUCCUAUCGAACCUGGGCCGCCCCGAGAGCGACAGCUCCGCUUUCCAUCCGCACCGUCCGCGAAUGGUCCGUGACUUCCACCAUGUUUCGCGACUUCGGCGAGGCCAUCACCGAGGACGAGACGCGAUACCUGUGGACCCAGUCCGCGCUCUUGGUCACACUCGCCUCGUGCUUAUACAUGGGCUCGCAAGGUACGUCGUAUUAGGUCGUCUUACCAACUGAUCGUGAACUGAUCGUGGAAGGCCUAAGGAAACGCAUCCCACGCCUCUGGGCCUUCUUCGCGCUCUCGCAGAUCCUCCCGAUCUCCUUCGCCCAGAAUCUCUUCUAUCUCGCGCUUCUGAGAUCUGGCCCUCCAUCGCAUGCGAUUGGCAUCCCCCGGACGGCCACCACUGGGCUCAUUGCGGCUUACUGCAUCUGCCUGGUCGCCGCCCCGUACUCCCGAGGAAGUCCAUACCUCAUCCCCAUCAUCCUCUUCGCCAGACUACUCCUACUCCUACCUCUUCACCUCCCCUUUGUAGACGAUGAAGCGAGAAGCGCCGGGGACACAUUCACCCCAACGAGAGCACAACGAAUCGUCGCCUCGCUCUCUGCGGUUUUGGUCGCGAGACAAGUCUACCUGAUUCGGCAGAGCGGCGCAUCUCUCCACGACGUCUUUGCCAGGGCUUUGUUCGGCCAUCCGGCUGUGACGACGCUGGGCUUCGACUUUUUCUUGAGUGUGGUGAGCUCUGCCGUGUGGAACUGGACUCGGCCACGCGAUGCGGGUACGUGA
This is a messenger RNA of Lecanosticta acicola, 981 nucleotides long. The record is from the annotation of a GenBank genome assembly. Lineage: Eukaryota; Fungi; Ascomycota; Dothideomycetes; Mycosphaerellales; Mycosphaerellaceae.